AUGGCAUCGUUCCCCAUCUCUUCACCGAGGGGAUCACUCUCCGGAUUAUCAGGAGACAUAUCUCCCGAUUCUCCCCCUCCUAAACCUCCCCGGUUAUCUAGGUCUGAAGUAGCGACGUACUGGAACAUCGUACAAGACCUUGAAUCGAACGAAGAGCAUGAUCUGGCUUGGAAACUCUCCCGACCUACAAGAUCUGCUCAGAGCCAUAGCCAUAUUGUGACAGAUCCUGAAAACGGAGAAGGUGACAUAAUUGAGAAUCAAGAUGAAGAUGGAAUGCGCAUCGAUGAGGCAAGGCAACACCGAUCAAUCAGUAGACCAAGACGUGUCGAUGGACUAUCAUUCACACCGUCAUAUCAAGAUGAGCAUAACUCAACUUUUAAAAAUAGGGACAAGGGUAAAAAUAAAAGGAAAAGAGGAAGUGCACAAUGGGAUGAAAGAGAUUCAACUAAAUGGCCAUUAUCAAUAAAUCAAUUACAUUCAAAUUCAAUUUCAAAGGAAAAUAAUAUAGACACAUUAAAAGAUAAUAUAAUCAGUUUCGCAUCUUCUUAUAUACGUCUUAAUAACCUUUUACCACCAUCAAAGCCAACUGUCCCCAAAAAUAAUGAUAAUGAUAAUAACAACCAAAGAAAAUCGUCAACGAGUACGAAUAGGAAUAGGAAUACGAAAACGAAUAAGAGUAUGAAUGAAGAUGAAAUUGUAGACAUGGAUAUUGAAGAUGGGGGAUUGUCUGAUAAUCUCGGUCAAUCGACUGUUGAGAUAUUAAAUAAAACAUUGAUAAGUUUGGCUAUUCUAAGGCCUGCUGAAUUGGGUAAAAAUAGGAAAUUGAUGAGUACGAUAAAUUGGAAUGGUGUUUUAUCUGCUUCCACUCUAGGAAGCAAGGAUACUUAUCGUUACUCACUGGCCAGAAAGGCAAAUAAACGAUUAAGGGAUAUGUACAGAGUGGAAGAGAGAGAUGUUCUCAAACAUCGUCUUGAUAUAUUACAACCCACUGGGACCCCAUCCGAAUCACUCCUUGAGAGUCUUUACGACUCUGUGCUUCCAAAGAAGAGUAGUGCCGCUCGACCACAUCAAUCCAAGACAGAGCUAGAAAAGCGAGCGGAGAAACGGAGAAUCAAAGAAAAAGCAAAAAUCCCUCAAGUGAACGAACAGACGCUCAACAUAUCACUAGACAAUGGUGAGAAGCGGUCGAGUAAACGAACAAAACGAACAUAA
Messenger RNA from Kwoniella shivajii, 1212 nucleotides. RefSeq lists its product as uncharacterized. The coding region runs from base 1 to 1212 and encodes 403 amino acids. The record is from RefSeq and is a predicted model, not a curated record. NCBI's taxonomy places the organism in Eukaryota, Fungi, Basidiomycota, Tremellomycetes, Tremellales, Cryptococcaceae. The transcript is spliced from 4 exons.